UGACACUGCCAUAUUGGAUGGAACUGGCUCCGGGCUCUCUGGCGGUCGGACUUCCCAGGAAAGUUUUUGCCAUUUUCCCUCUUCGCCCUCUCGCUGCAGUUUUGACCUUAUUUUAAAGAGAGGCGGUCUUAUCGCAGUCAUAAACGGGGGUACAUUUGUUGGCACCCCAGUUUUGAGGAACCCCGGGAUACACUGAUCCGGUGUGAGGAGGUCGGAGGAAGGCCACGGAUGACCAAGGGAUUGUUUAUGUAUCUUUCUGGAUCACAUCAAACGAGUUACAGUCGGUGCAUACUUUAUAAAUUGACCAAUUAUGAGUGGACAUCCGCCACCACGGCGGAUAGUAAACAGCGGCUCCUUACUACUGACACCGCAGGAAAAUGAAGCCCUUUUCAACCUCCUCGGCAGGAAAUGCAUCUCGCUGGCUUCAGCAGUGGUCCAGGUGUUUACAGCAGACAGGAACUCCAGCUGGAACAAGAGAUGCUGCGGUGUGGCCUGUCUGGUCAAAGACAACCCCCUACGAUCCUACUUCAUCAGGGUCUUUGACAUCAAGGACGGUAAGGUGACAUUUGAACAGGAGCUCUACAACAACUUCAGCAUCUACCUCUCCAAACCGUACUUCAUCACAUUUCCUGGAGAUACAUGCCAAGUGGGUCUCAACUUUGCCAACGAGGAGGAGUCGAAGCGUUUCCGCGCCCAAGUUCAUGAGCUAAUGGGCAGACGACAGAGGAAAACUGAGAAGAGACGCGACCCUCCAAAUGGCCCGACGUUGCCCAUGGCCACAGUCGACAUCAAAAACCCAGAGAUCAGCAACGUGCAGCGUUACCAUAACAACUCUCAGGUGAACAACAUUGUGCACUCCUCCUUCGCCAAAAGGGAGAAAAAGGCUAAAGGGAAGAAGAAGAAGCUGACCAAGGCAGACAUCGGCACGCCCAGCAACUUCCAGCACAUUGGACAUGUAGGCUGGGAUCCAAACACAGGCUUUGAUUUGAAUAAUUUGGACCCAGAGCUGAAGAACUUGUUCGACAUGUGCGGCAUCUCUGAGGCUCAGCUGAAGGACAAAGAGACCUCCAAGGUCAUCUACGACUUCAUUGAGAAGAAAGGAGGUGUAGAAGCUGUCAAAAAUGAGCUCCGGAGACAAGCUCCUCCACCCCCUCCAUCCAGAGGCGGCCCUCCUCCCCCACCACCACACCACGGCUCAGCCCCACCUCCUCCUCCUCCUCCUCCAGCCCGGGGGAGAGGCGCCCCUCCGCCUCCUCCACCCUCAAGAGCGCCCAUCUCGGCGCCCCCUCCUCCCCCUCCGUCCCGACCAGGCAUGUCCGGUCCGCCGCCGCCUCCCCCGCCCAGCCGUGGCUCCCUCCCGCCUCCCCCUCCACCGGCACAUGCUUCGAUUCCUGCGGCGCCUCCCCCUCCACCGCCUCCCCCCUCAUUUUCGAUGUCAUCCAGUGGAGGUGCCCCGCCUCCUCCCCCUCCUCCGCCACCGCCUCCUGGCCCUCCACCUCCGGCUCCUCCAACAGAGUCUAACGGAGGGGAGAGUGGCGGGCCCGGGAAGAAUGCGCUGUUAAGCCAGAUCAGAGAGGGUACCCAACUGAAGAAGGUGGAGCAGAAGGAGAGGCCGGUGUCCAGCAUUGGCAGAGACGCACUUCUGGACCAAAUCCGACUAGGAAUCCAACUGAAACCUAGGGGAGAAAACCCAGACUCAGCCCCUGCCGCCCCUGCCCCAUCGGCAGGCAUCGUUGGCGCUCUGAUGGAGGUGAUGCAGAAAAGGAGCAAGGCUAUUCACUCCUCAGAUGAGGAUGAUGAAGAUGAUGAGGAUGAAGACUUUGAGGACGAUGAUGAAUGGGAGGACUAGCUAUGUUUCCUAGCUCCCUUACCUCAACCCCGGGAUGAUCAUGACACUAAAAACCGUUCAUGUCUUUUAAAAAAAGAAAUCUUUAAUUUCACUCGUAGAAAUGUAAAUGUUCUAUCAAGUUGCUGUAUAUUUUUGUUGCCUUUAUGCUUUUUUUUUUUUUUUUUUAUUAUUAUUAUUAAUCUGUGCAAUACCUCAUUUAAUCUGUAAAUGUUUGUCAUUCUCAUAUCUUAGGUUGUUGUUUCUCAGUCCUCGUCAUGUCUGUCUCCGUCAGCUCCAUCUUUUGUCUCUUUAUAGCAAUAUUUCACAUAUCUGGUUUAAACUUUUGUUGGGAUUUAUCCAUCUCUCUAUGCAUCUCUUCCUCCUCCCACGUCCCCCAAACUUUUUCACCUCCAUCUGUCACUCGGACAUCGUUCCUAUAUGUGCCGCCCUCCUAUCAGCCCAUCACACAUUUUUUUCCCUCGCUGUCACUCCCCCAUGUUUCCACUUCCAAGAUUAACAUGUGCAAUUUAACAUCAAGCUGUUUCUUAAACCGUAGAGUUGAAUGUUUUCUUCUUUUCUUUUGGUCAGUCGUCGAAGGAGAAGGCUUACUAAAUAAGUUGCCAUGAAUCCUUCAUCAAUCAUGUGUCAUCAUUGUUUGUCAGGAGAAGAAAAAGAACUAUUUUCAUACCCUAUUGCUCUGUAGUUUAUUUUUACGUAUUAAAUGAUCCUAGCUUAGAACUCAUAUUUUCUUAAAACAAAGAGAAAAAAAAAUGGAAAAGGCUCUUUUUGGAAAUGUUAGCUUCAUUUGCUGUCGACUGUAAAUUAGCUCCAGAUUUUGAGUCUUGUUAUAUUUUUGCACAGAAAGAGGAGACUCGCUGCAUGGAUACAGGACAUUUUGGGGUCUGUAUUAUAAUGACAUAUACAUUUUACGCUUUAAAUAAGGAGGAAAACACUUGGUUAGUCAGCAUAUUAAGCCGCUUUAUCCUUUAAUCCAUAACACUACGUACAGUACACACAUGGAGGUAGCCCACUGAUGGCUAUCUGUUUGGCAUUUUAGUUCUUUAUUUAGUCACUGUCACACUACAGAUUCAGUUGAAAAUUGUAUUUUUCCUUUUCUGUCUUUCUUUUUUUUUUUCUACAGUAGCAAACAUUAAUGAAUGCCUGUUUGUUGGAACCAGGUCAUUGAUCAUGUAAAGCUUAAGGAAUAAAGAUAUUUUAGUUUUACCCA
Labrus bergylta (ballan wrasse) is the source of this 3056-nucleotide messenger RNA. Lineage: Eukaryota; Metazoa; Chordata; Actinopteri; Labriformes; Labridae. The record is from RefSeq and is a predicted model, not a curated record.